Fimicolochytrium jonesii is the source of this 2788-nucleotide messenger RNA. Its product is annotated as Noc2p family-domain-containing protein. The record is from RefSeq and is a predicted model, not a curated record. NCBI's taxonomy places the organism in Eukaryota, Fungi, Chytridiomycota, Chytridiomycetes, Spizellomycetales, Powellomycetaceae. Gene Ontology annotation, cellular component: nucleolus; nucleoplasm; Noc2p-Noc3p complex. The transcript is spliced from 4 exons. Gene Ontology annotation, biological process: ribosomal large subunit biogenesis. Bases 266 to 2635 code for a protein of 789 amino acids.
AGCAAACAGACGCAUUCAAAGGUGGGUACGCAGUGAGCAGGAUACUCUUCAGCAAUAGAGCGCCCUUGGUAGUUUGAGGAGUGCUUGUACAGCGUCCUCUCCGCCUGUCGGGUUGGCGAAUUGGGACUAAUGUUGUCUCGGCCAUUUUCAGUUUUGGGUCACUUGUUCUGUAGUCUGUCACCUAUCGUCCUCAGUACUCCACGCAUCCGAACAGGACGCUCGAUAGACACUAUAGCAUUCUGUCUCCAUACGAAGUCGAGGCAAAAUGGGAAAAGCAAAGAAGAGUACGAAAAAGUUUGUCAAGAACCACUUGAAAGAUGUGGUUCAACGGCGGAAAAAGGUCCAAUCAGCAAACAAGCACCGCAAGGGCGGAAAACCAGCCCCGAAAGCAGAAACACCAGUAGAGGAUGUGCCAGUGGAAGCGUCGGACAUGGAGGCAGACAGUGAUUCCGAUGACGGCUUCGAUGACGCCGGCUUAGCACCCGGUUCGGAUUCGGAUGCAGACAGCGACGCUGGCGCUGGAUCAGAGUCGGAUGGGUCUGUAGAUGAUUUGGAGGAUUUAAGUGAUCUGGAGGGGUCGUCUGAUGCUGGGUCCGACGAAGGGGAUGAGGAGGAGAUGGAGGUUGACGGCGUGAUUUCCGAGAAGAAACGGGCAAAGAAGGAUCUCAAUGUGGACAUCGCGGAUCACAAACACGAGCUGGAGGAGCUGAAGAAGAAGGACCCUGAGUUCUUCAAGUUCUUGCAGGAGAACGACCAGGAGCUGCUGGAGUUUCAGGAUGAGGAGGAAGUCUCGUCAGGGGAUGAAGCGGAGGACGCCGCAGAAGGCGAUGAUGCUAUGGACGUGGACGAGGCCGAGGAAGGGGAGGAAGAGGAAGAGCUGGACGAUGGAAAGACAGUCGUAACAAAGGAGAUGAUUGCGACCUGGCGAGCGUCCAUGAUCAACAAUCACAGCCUGCGGGGCUUGCGGAAAGCGCUUCUAGCGUUCCGCGCGGCUGCGAUUGCGGCUGACGCUGACGCCGAUGAAGACUCGUCCGUGUACAAGAUCCCUAGCGGAGCAGUGUCGAACAGUCUCUUGUUCCUGUGUGUGAAGCACGCCCCAGCGGUCUUCAACUACCAUGCUUACGGCGCGCCUACCGAAGACGGAAAGCCACGAAAGGGUUUGCCCACGAGCUCGUCCAAAUGGAAGAAGAUCCAGCCGCUCGUGAAAUCCUUCCUCACCAACUACCUCCGCCUCAUCAAGAACAUGACCGACCCAACUCUCAUCAAAUUCGUUCUCCGCGAAUCCGACGGCGCCACUCCCUACUUUGCCAGUUUCCCCAAACUUGGGAAGGACUUCUUAAAGAACCUCCUGCACUUCUGGACAGCGCCCGCCGACGACGAGCAAGUCCGCAUCGUCUCCUUCCUGUGUAUCCGCCGCCUCGCCGUCGUCGCUCCCACGCCCUAUCUGGACCUGGGCAUCAAAAAAACCUGCCGCGCCUUCGCCGACCAAUCCCGCAACACCAGCGUGCACACAUGGACCACCAUCAAUUUCAUGAUGAGCUGUAUCGUCGAGCUCUGCGGGCUGCACCUGGCCACAACGUACCAACACGGCUUCGUGACCAUCCGCCAAAUGGCCAUGCACCUCCGCAGCGCCAUUACUACAAAAACAAAAGAAUCCUUCAAACAGGUCUACAACUGGCAAUUCGUCCACUCGUUACGUCUGUGGACCCGCGUCCUCGCCACUUACUGCGACGUCAACAGCCCCCUCGACUCCGGCACCUCCGCGGCACUCCGGCCCCUUAUCUACCCGCUCGUGCAGGUCACGAUCGGCGUCAUGCGGCUCAAACCCUCGUCCAAAUUCUUCCCGAUGCGAUUCCAGUGCGUGCGCGCCCUUACGGAUCUCGCGCAGCACACUCAGACGUUCAUCCCGGUCGCGUCGCACCUGUUUGAGAUCUUCGAUAGCGCUGAGUUGAAAAAUAAGGCCAAGCCGUCAACGCAGAAACCCAUCGAUUUUACACUCGCAAUCAAGGCGCCCAACCCCUACCUUGGCACGAGGGUGUACCAGGUCGGAGUCGUGGAGGAGGUGGUGAACCUGCUGUUCAACUACUAUGGCGCGUUUGCGUUGUCGAUUUCGUUCCCGGAGUUGGCUGUUCCCGCGAUUUUGCAGUUGAAACGAUAUGUGAAGCGGUCCAAAAACUUCCAGGUUAACAAGCAGAUCCAGCAGCUUGUCGAAAAGCUGGAACAAAACAGCCGCUUCAUCGAAGAAAAGCGGUCCGCGGUAGAGUUCAGCCCCAAAGACGACGCGCAAGUGCGUCUCUUCCUCACAACAAUCGAUCCAAACGCCUCCCCCCUCCACAAACACAACACGGCGCGCCAAGCCCUUAAGGAAAAAGAGAUUGCGCGUCUGCAUGCCGAGGCGGCGGCUGCGAACAGGGGGAGUGAGGAUGAGGAUAGUGAUGAUCAGCCGAGGAAGAAACGGGGGAAGAAGGGGGCUGAUGAGGAGGAUGGGGAGAGUGAUGGAGAGGAUGAGGUUGUGGAGGAGGAUGGAGAUGUGGUUAGGAGGUUUAGGAUGAGUGAUGAUGAGGAGGAGGACGAGGAGGAGGAGGAGGACGAGGAGGGGGAGGAUGAGGAGGAGGAUGAGGAGGAGGAUGAGUAGAUGUUAGAGCAGGUAGAAGACGAACGCGUGUUUUACUUUGGUGUGCGAUUUGAGAGCUGGAAAUGGCGGUUAUAUGUCAACGCGUAGCGUAGCUCUCCUUUUUUGAACGGUGUAUUUAUGAGUCGUAUGCAUUUUAUCAUUAUUCCCUUGCAC